UAGUGACGUUUGGGGUUAAGAGUUCAGGCUUCUUGUAUUAUAGUUCGCUAGGGUCCUGUGAGCCUGUCGUGAAGCAGGGCGUGAAUCAGAGGCAGCACCCGUGGUUAAGGAAUUUCCUUAACCACUGGGGAAACACUUCCGGGCCUUGUGUGGGUUCCCUGCCUGUUUCCGCCCCGGGUCUUUGCUGAGCGGCCUUGCUCACAUCUGAUGGCUCCUCUCAUGUUUCCUGCUGUAGUUCUUGUGUUUGGGGAAGUGUCUCCUGGUGCAGUUGCGAUUACCCUCAGAACGGCGGCACCGUGGAAGUACAGACUUUCACAGGGGGUGUGGUCUCAGCUCACACAGGUGCUCCAGAGGCCGGUGGACCUGAGUGGAGGCUGGGACGCCCUAGUGGGCCCCGGGCCCUGGAAGGCGGGUCCCGGUGGCCGGUGGCCCAGAAUGAGGCCAGCUCCCAGCAUGCCCUGCAGCCGGACGUCAGCCCCUCGGCCAGCAGCAGUGGUGACAACGACCCAGUCAUUCUUAAGGCCCCCAAAGAGGAGCCUGGGAGUGGGACCAUGCAGAGCAGCCCCUCCCCUGCUCACCCUCAGCUCCCAGUCCUGCAGACACAGAUGGUGUCGGACGGCAUGACAGGCAGCAAUCCUGUGUCCCCUGCCUCAUCCAGUUCCCCAGCCUCUAGUGGGGCAGGUGGCAUCUCUCCCCAGCAUAUAGCUCAAGAUUCCUCUCUGGAUGGACCUCUGGGGCCCCCGGAUGGUGCCACAGCACCCCUGGAGGGGCUCAGCUUAUCCCAGGCUGCUGACCUGGCUAACAGGGGUCCAAAGUGGGAGAAAAGCCAUGCUGAGAUCGCAGAGCAGGCCAAGCAUGAGGCUGAGAUUGAGACUCGGAUUGCUGAACUGCGGAAGGAGGGGUUCUGGUCCUUGAAGAGGCUGCCCAAAGUGCCCGAGCCGCCGCGUCCCAAAGGUCACUGGGACUACCUGUGUGAGGAGAUGCAGUGGCUGUCUGCCGACUUUGCUCAGGAGCGCCGCUGGAAACGUGGCGUGGCCCGCAAAGUGGUCCGCAUGGUGAUCCGGCACCACGAGGAGCAGCGGCAGAAAGAGGAACGGGCCCGGAGGGAGGAGCAGGCCAAGCUGCGUCGAAUCGCCUCCUCCAUGGCCAAGGAUGUCAGGCAGUUCUGGAGCAACGUGGAGAAGGUGGUGCAAUUUAAGCAACAGUCACGGCUGGAGGAAAAGCGCAAGAAGGCUCUGGACCUGCACCUGGACUUCAUCGUGGGGCAGACUGAGAAGUACUCAGACCUUCUGUCUCAGAGCCUCAACCAGCCGCCGGCCUCCAGCAAAGCUGGCUCCUCCCCCUGCCUUGGCUCUUCCUCAGCCGCCUCUAGUCCUCCGCCCCCAGUUUCCCAGCUGGACGACGAAGAUGGAGACUUCCAGCCCCAAGAGGAGGAGGAAGAGGAUGAUGAGGAGACGAUCGAGGUUGAAGAACAGCAGGAAGGCAAUGACGCAGAGACCCAGAGGCGUGAGAUCGAGCUGCUUAGACGCGAGGGGGAGCUGCCGCUGGAAGAGUUGCUUCGUUCCCUUCCCCCUCAGCUGCUAGGAGGGCCUUCCAGCUCCUCGAGAACCCCAUCAUCUCGUGGUAGUGACACCGGAGAGGGGCCUGAAGAAGGUGGUGAGGAAGAGCCCUCUCAGGUGCUAAAGGUAAAGCCCCCGCCCUCCGUUACACAGCGAAACAAGCAGCCUUGGCAUCCAGAUGAGGAUGAUGAGGAGUUUACUGCCAACGAGGAUGAAGCUGAGGAUGAAGAAGACACCAUAGCAGCUGAGGAGCAGUUGGAAGGGGACGUGGAUCAUGCCACAGAGCUGAGCGAGCUGGCUCGAGAAGGGGAGCUGUCUGUGGAGGAGCUGCUGCGCCAGUACGCGGGAGCCUAUGCCUCUGAUGCCUCUGCCCCGGGCUCAGCCAGCAGCGAAGAGGAAGAGGAGCUGGAGGCCAGCAGCUCUGACAGUGAACCAGAGGGGGCCGCAGAGGAGGAGAGCAGCAGCCAAUCAGACUCCUCUGCGGAGCAGAGCCAGGACGAGGAUGGUGAGCAUUCUGAGGAGGAAGAGACAAAUGGGAGUUCAGAAUCCGAGGAAUCCGAGUCUGACGAGUCUGAGGAGACCCCGCCGCAGAGCCAAGCAGAGGAGGACGAGGACGAUGACUUUGGGGUGGAAUACUUGCUGGCCCGGGAUGAAGAGCAGAGUGAGGCAGAUGGGGGCAGUGGGCCUCCUACCCCAGGGCCCGCCACCACGCUGGGCCCUAAGAAAGAAAUUACUGACAUCGCUGCAGCUGCUGAGAGCCUCCAGCCCAAAGGUUACACGUUGGCCACCACCCAGGUGAAGACGCCCAUCCCCCUGCUCCUGCGGGGUCAGCUGCGGGAGUACCAGCACAUUGGCUUGGACUGGCUUGUGACGAUGUACGAGAAGAAGCUCAACGGCAUUCUUGCUGAUGAGAUGGGGCUCGGCAAGACCAUCCAGACCAUCUCCCUGCUGGCCCACUUGGCCUGUGAGAAAGGUAACUGGGGCCCCCAUUUGAUCAUUGUCCCCACCAGUGUGAUGUUGAACUGGGAGAUGGAGCUGAAGCGUUGGUGCCCCAGCUUUAAAAUCCUCACCUACUAUGGAGCCCAGAAAGAGAGGAAGCUCAAGCGACAGGGCUGGACCAAGCCCAACGCCUUCCAUGUGUGCAUCACGUCGUAUAAGCUGGUGCUGCAGGACCAUCAGGCUUUCCGCCGCAAGAACUGGCGCUAUCUCAUCCUGGACGAGGCUCAGAACAUCAAGAACUUCAAGUCGCAACGCUGGCAGUCACUGCUCAACUUCAACAGCCAGAGACGCCUGCUCCUGACAGGAACUCCCUUGCAGAACAGCCUCAUGGAGCUGUGGUCCUUGAUGCACUUUUUGAUGCCCCAUGUCUUCCAGUCUCAUCGCGAGUUCAAAGAAUGGUUCUCUAACCCCCUAACCGGCAUGAUUGAGGGCAGCCAAGAGUACAAUGAAGGGCUUGUCAAGCGCCUCCACAAGGUUUUGCGGCCUUUUUUGCUGCGCCGAGUGAAGGUGGACGUUGAGAAGCAGAUGCCUAAGAAGUAUGAGCAUGUCAUUCGCUGCCGACUGUCCAAGCGCCAGCGCUGUCUCUAUGAUGACUUCAUGGCCCAGACCACAACCAAGGAGACACUGGCCACCGGCCAUUUCAUGAGUGUCAUCAACAUUUUGAUGCAGCUGCGCAAGGUGUGCAAUCAUCCCAACCUGUUUGAUCCUCGACCUGUUACCUCCCCGUUCAUCACCCCAGGCAUCUGCCUCAGCACCGCCUCCCUGGUGCUUGGGGCCACUGACGUUCAUCCCCUCCAGCGGAUAGACAUGGGCCGUUUCGAUCUCAUUGGCCUGGAGGGUCGAGUCUCUAGAUACGAGGCUGACACGUUUCUACCCCGGCAUCGCCUGUCCCGCCGGGUACUGCUAGAGGUGGCUACUGCUCCUGACCCCCCACCCCGGCCCAAGCCAGUCAAAAUGAAGGUCAACAGGAUGCUGCAGCCCAUGCCCAAGCAAGAAGGCCGGACAGUAGUGGUUGUGAACAGCCCACGCACUCUUCUGGGUUCUGUCCCAGUCCGACCCCCUCCAGGCCCUGAGCUCUCAGCCCAGCCCAGCCCUGGCCCAACCCCUCCAGUGCUGCCAGCACCACUGCUGGUAUCAGCCUCACCAGCUGGACCCCCACCAAUUCCAGCACCCCGGCCUCCUGUUCUUUUGCCCCCACCGCAGCCAAACAGUGGGCCUCUUCCCCAGGUGUUGCCUUCCCCCCUGGGGGUCCUGAGUGGGACCUCUCGGCCUCUCACACCAACCCUGUCCCUGAAGCCGUCCCCACCUGCCCCUGUGCGCCUGAGCCCUGCCCCACCCCCAGGCUCCUCCAGCUUACUGAAGCCCCUGACAGUGCCACCAGGCUACAACUUCCCUUCGGCGGCUGCCACCACCGCCCCUGCUCCGUCCACAGCAGUCCCAGCUCCUGCCCCGCAGCGCCUCAUCCUGUCUCCUGAUAUGCAGGCUCGCCUGCCCUCAGGCGAAGUGGUCAGCAUUGGGCAGCUGGCCUCCCUGGCACAACGUCCAGUGGCUAGUGCCGGGGGCAGCAAACCCUUGACCUUCCAAAUCCAGGGCAACAAGCUGACUCUGACUGGUGCCCAGGUGCGCCAGCUUGCUGUGGGGCAGCCCCGCCCGCUGCAAAGGAAUGUGGUGCACUUGGUGUCAGCAGGGGGGCAGCACCACCUCAUCAGCCAGCCUGCCCACGUGGCCCUCAUCCAGGCCGUCGCCCCGACCCCUGGCCCAACCCCUGUCUCUGUGCUGCCUUCUUCGACCCCCAGCACCACCCCUGCCCCCACUGGCCUCAGCCUUCCGCUUGCUGCUAACCAGGUGCCACCAACAAUGGUGAAUAACACGGGCGUGGUGAAGAUUGUGGUGAGACAGGCCCCUCGGGAUGGACUGACUCCUGUUCCUCCGUUGGCCCCAGCACCCCGGCCUCCAAGCUCUGGGCUUUCAGCUGUGUUGACUCCACGCCCCACAUUAACCCCUGGCCGGCUGCCCACACCUACUCUGGGUGCUGCCCGGGCUCCCAUACCCACAUCCACUCUCGGGAGGCCCGUUCUCAAGCUGGUCCACAGCCCUUCGCCUGAAGUCAGUGCUUCAGCGCCCGGAGCUGCUCCCUUGAGCAUGUCCUCCUCUCUCCCGGUGCCGUCCUCACUCCCUGGGCCAGCCUCUUCUUCAGCACCAGUUCCCAACUCCUCUCCCCUUGCUAGUCCUGUGUCCUCCACAGUCUCGGCUCCAGCAUCGUCUGCACUCCCUAUCUCUGUCGCCAGCACACCUGCUGCCCCCGCCUCCACUCCCCUCACCAUCCCCAUCUCAGCCUCCCUGCCUGUUUCGGCUUCAGGCCCAACUCUAAUUGCCAGUGUGACUCCGACACUGGCACCUGUUGUCUCAGCAGCGCCGGGACCUCCCUCUUUGGCACCAGCUGGGGCUUCCCCAUCAGCAUCAGGCUUGACUCUCGGUUUGGCCACAGCUCCCUCCCUGUCCCCGUCUCAGGCACCUGCUCACCCUCUGUUGUUGGCUCCAGCCUCUUCACAUGUUCCGGGGCUGAGCUCAGCUGCGGCCCCAGCGUGUUCACCUGUCCUGGUGCCAGCCUCCUCCCUGGCCAACUCUUGUCCGGCAGCGCCAAAUCCAGCUCCAGCUCAGGCUUCCCUUCUGGCUCCAGCACCUUCUGCAUCUCAGGCUCUAGCCACCUCUCUGGCUCCCAUGGCGGCUCCACAGACAGCAAUCCUGGCUACUCCAGCUCCUUCUCUGGCUCCUCUUCCAGUCCUGGCUCCAUCACAGACUCCGGUUCCAGUUCUGGCUUCAUCAUCUGCUCCAGGAAUUCCUUUAGCCUCAGCUUCUUCACUGGUGCCAGUCCCAACUCCUGUGUUGGCUCCAUCAUCAACUCAGACUAUGGUACCAGCCAAGGUUCCAUCACCUCUGCCAAGCCCGGCUUCUGCACAAGCACCAGCCUUGCCCCCAGCUUUAGCACCCACUCUUGGCGGCUCGUCUCCAUCUCAGACCCUCUCUCUGGGAACAGGGAACCCCCACGGGCUCUUUCCAGCUCAGACAUUGUCACUGACUCCUGCAUCACCCCUGGUACCAACUCCAGCCCAGACGCUGUCUCUGGCACCAGUACCACCACUGGGUCCAACUCAGACGCUGUCUCUGGCACCAGUACCACCACUGGGUCCAACUCAGACGCUUUCUCUGGCUCCAGCACCCCCUCUGGCUCCUGCUCCGAUGGGCCCGAGCCCAGCUCACAGUUUGACUUUGGCUCCGGUGUCGUCAUCUGCUUCACUCCUGGCCCCAGCUUCAGUGCAAACACUGACCUUGAGCCCAGCCCCAUUUCCAGUGCCCACCUUGGGCCCAGCCGCAGCACAGACUCUGACGCUGGCCCCAGCCUCGGCACAGGCCCCAGCUUCUCAGGCAUCCUCCCUCGUGGUUUCUACGUCUGGCGCUGCUUCCUUGCCCGUCACCAUGGUAUCCCGGCUGCCUGUUUCCAAGGAUGAGCCUGAGACACUGACGUUGCGCUCUGGUCCCCCCAGCCCCACCGCUACCUCGUUCAGUGGUUCCAGGCCUCGGCGCCAGCCCCCACCACCACCUCGUUCCCCUUUCUAUCUGGACUCUCUAGAGGAAAAGCGGAAGCGACAGCGGUCUGAACGCCUGGAACGCAUUUUCCAGCUCAGUGAGGCUCAUGGGGCCCUGGCUCCUGUGUAUGGGACCGAAGUCCUGGAUUUCUGUACCCUGCCCCAACCUGUGGCCAGCCCUGUUGGCCCUCGCUCUCCACGCCCCAGCCACCCCACCUUUUGGACUUAUACUGAGGCUGCCUGCCGGGCUGUCCUGUUUCCCCAGCAACGACUAGACCAGCUGUCUGAGAUCAUUGAGAGGUUCAUUUUCGUCAUGCCUCCUGUGGAGGCACCUGCCCCUUCCCUGCAUGCCUGCCACCCGCCUCCUUGGCUUGCCCCGCGUCAGGCAGCCUUCCAGGAGCAGCUGGCCUGUGAGCUCUGGCCCCAGGCGCGUCCCUUGCACCGUAUCGUGUGUAACAUGCGCACCCAGUUCCCUGACCUGAGGCUCAUCCAGUAUGACUGCGGAAAGUUGCAGACGUUAGCAGUGCUGUUGCGCCAGCUCAAGGCGGAGGGCCACCGGGUGCUCAUAUUCACCCAGAUGACCCGGAUGCUGGAUGUGCUGGAGCAGUUUCUCACCUACCACGGCCACCUCUACCUGCGUCUGGAUGGCUCCACGAGAGUUGAACAGAGACAGGCUUUGAUGGAACGAUUCAAUGCAGACAAACGCAUAUUCUGCUUUAUCCUUUCAACUCGGAGUGGGGGUGUGGGCGUGAACCUGACAGGAGCAGACACGGUUGUUUUCUAUGACAGCGACUGGAACCCCACCAUGGAUGCUCAGGCCCAGGACCGCUGUCACCGGAUUGGUCAGACCCGAGAUGUUCACAUCUACAGGCUUAUCAGUGAACGGACAGUGGAGGAGAACAUUCUGAAAAAGGCAAAUCAGAAGAGGAUGCUGGGGGACAUGGCCAUAGAGGGAGGCAACUUUACCACGGCCUAUUUUAAACAGCAGACCAUCCGAGAGCUAUUUGAGAUGCCCUUAGAGGAGCCAUCAGGCUCUUCUGUGCCCUCGGCCCCUGAAGAGGAGGAAGAGACCGUGGCCAGCAAGCAGACUCACAUCCUGGAGCAGGCAUUGUGUCGUGCAGAGGAUGAAGAGGACAUCCGUGCAGCCACCCAGGCCAAGGCCGAACAGGUAGCUGAGCUUGCAGAAUUCAACGAGAACGAAGGGUUUCCUGCUGGUGAGGGUGAGGAGGCCGGCCGGCCUGGGGCCGAGGAUGAAGAGAUGUCCCGGGCUGAGCAGGAAAUUGCAGCCCUUGUGGAGCAGCUGACCCCUAUUGAGCGCUAUGCUAUGAAAUUCCUGGAAGCCUCACUGGAGGAGGUGAGCCGAGAGGAGCUCAAGCAGGCAGAGGAGCAGGUGGAGGCUGCCCGCAAGGACCUGGACCAAGCCAAGGAGGAGGUGUUCCGCCUGCCCCAGGAGGAGGAAGAGGGGCCCAGGGCUGGAGACGAGAUUUCCUGCGGGCCUGGGGGCGGCAGCCACCGGCGCAGUAAGAAGGUUAAGGGCCCUGAGAGGCCAGGGACGCGCGUCAGUGAGCGUCUUCGUGGAGCCCGGGCUGAGACUCAAGGGACAAACUAUACUCCCAUGUCAUCCACCCAUCAAACCCGCGGCACCUCCACGCCCCCCCGCUGCAGCCCUGCCAGGGAGCGCAUUCCCAGGCCAGCACCCAGGCCACGACCCACCCCUGUCUCAACCCCUGCUGUAAUCCCCGUCCCAAUCCUUGCCCCGACCCCCAUUUCAGCCCCAAACCCAGUCACCAUGCUUCCUGUCCAUAUCUUGCCUGCUCCCCCACUUCCUCCACAGAUGCCCCCCUCCUGUUCCUCUGCCUGCACACCCCCUCCUGCCUGCACACCCCCACGAGCUCACACCCCACCUCCAGCCCAGACCUCCCUCUUAACUCCCACCUCCCCGCUUUUGCUUGGUCUCCCUUCCGUGCCCGUCUUCCCCGCAGUCACCAACCUGCCCUUGGCCUUGGGACCUGAGGCGGAGCCGUGUGCCCAACCGUUGGCAUCUGCCGAGUCCCUGGGGCUGGUUGAGACCAGCUCCAAGACUUCCUCGCUUACUCUCGUGCCCCCUAAGGAUCUGUUGCCCAUGGCUGUUGAGAUCCUGCCUGCGUCAGAGAAGAGCCUUUCUCUGGACCAUUCGGCACCCAGCCCGAUCCUGGAGGCUGGCAGCUUCCCUAGUGGUCCAGAGCAGGAGCUUCCGGAGCCUGCUGAGGGGACCAUCCUCACAGUGCUGCCUGGUGGGGAGGAGUUGCCCCCACACCUGAGUGAGAACAGUGGUCUGGAGCCCCCACUCUCCGCCGCAGCUGAUGAGCCAUUGGAGGCCGACAAGAACUCGGAGGAGCUAGUGGAGGCUCAGACCCCCACCUGUAGCCCAGAGAAACCACAGGAUCUUGUUCCAGCUGAGGUCAUAGCUUCAUCAACUUCAUCUUCAGCCACCUCCUCCCCUGAGGGUCCUUCACCAGCCCGGCCCCCUCGGCGGCGUACCAGUGCCGAUGUAGAGAUUCGGGGUCAGGGGGCUGGGCGGCCGGGGCAGCCUCCAGGCCCCAAAGUGCUUCGCAAGCUGCCAGGACGGCUUGUGACUGUGGUAGAGGAAAAGGAACUAGUGAGGCGGCGGCGACAGCAGCGGGGGACCGCAAGUACUCUAGGACCUGGGGCCUCCGAGACAGGGGCCUGCCCAGGAAGCCCAUCUGCCCACAGCACGUCAGGGCCAGAAUCCUCACCUCCCUCCGCGGGGCUCUGUGAAGCUGCUCCUCACUUCACACUGCCCUCCUCGACCCAGCAGCCCUUCAUAGCUCGCCGUCACAUUGAGCUGGGGGUGCCUAGAGAGGGCAGCCCAGAGAAUGGAGAAGGGAUGCUGCCUGCCCUCACCCCUCCUGCUGUGAAACGUCGGAGGGGGAGGCCCCCCAAGAAGAACAGGUCUCCCGCAGAGGCUGGGCAAAGGGUGGAUGAGGCACCUUCAUUCUCUAAGGGACACAACAACAAGCCCGACGCAGGCACGGAGGUGGAGACCCUGAUUGUUGCCGAGCCUGUCCUGGGCCCCCUGCUUAGUCCAGGGCCCCAGCCUCUCGGACCCCAGCCAGUUCAUAGACCUGAGUCCAUCAUCCUCUCACCUGUGGAGAAGCGGAGGCGUGGGCGGCCCCCGAAGGCCCGAGAUCUGCCCAUUCCUGGGACCAUGUCCUCUCCAGGGGACGGCAACUUAGACAGCCGGACACAGCCACUCCCGCUGCCACCACCCCUACCACUCCUAGCCUGUCCCACUGCUACUGUCGCCAACACUGUCACCACUCUCACCAUUUCAACGUCCCCACCCAAGCGGAAGCGGGGCCGACCUCCCAAGAACCCACCAUCUCCUCGGCCCAGCCCGCUGCCCGUCUUGGACCGUGACAUCUCUUCUGUCCUCGAGAGCUGUGGCUUGGGGAGGCGGCGGCAGCCCCAGGGCCAGGGGGACAGUGAGGGGAGCUCCUCUGAUGAGGAUGGAAGCCGCCCCCUCACCCGCCUGGCCCGCCUGCGCCUCGAAGCUGAGGGGCUGCGGGGCCGGAAGGGCGAAGGGUCCAUGGUGGUGGCCGUCAUUCAGGAUGACCUGGACUUAGCGGAUGGUGGGCCAGGCAGCUUAGAAUUGACACCUCCCUUGGUUUCAUUGGCUCCAAAACUGCGCUCGACCCGGCUGCGUCCAGGGUCUCUAGUCCCCCCACUAGAGACUGAGAAGGUGCCUCGCAAACGGGCGGGGGUCCCAGUCGGCAGGUGUCCGGGGCCAAUAAAGCGGGGCCGUCUGCAGUCCCCCAGUCCCUUAGGGCCUGAGGGGUCAGUAGAAGAGUCUGAGGCUGAAGCCUCAGGUGAGGAGGAAGGGGACGGGACCCCAUGCCGCCGGCCUGGCCCCCACCGGCCUGGGGCAACCAACAACCAAGGGGACCAGCGCAUCCUUCGCAGCAGUGCCCCUCUCCCCCUAGCUGGCCCCACUGCUAGUCACAGAGGCCGCAAAGCCAAGACGUGAAUGGGCCACCCCUCGCCCAGGCUUCCCACCAUGGCCCCUCCCGUGCGUGACCAGGCCGACUCUGCUAACCACUACUUGAAGUCUUUGGAGGGGGAAAGCCUCUGGGGAGAUAGGGGCCUUCUCCCUUCUUUCCACCAAAGUAGGGGGUAGGCAACUGGUUGUCAUGGAAACGGGGCACUUCACAUCCCCCUUCCCUUCCACCCCACAUGGCUGGGCAGUGUUAAGGGUAGCAAGAUGUCUGUCCCCACCCCCUUGUACUUGAUUCCCCAGCUGUCUUUCACAGCCCCCCACGCUUAGGGGAAGGGAGAGGGGCUUCUCUACAAUGAGGUUUUUUUUUUUUUUUUUUUUUUUUUAAGAAGAAAUAAUAAACUUAGUUUCUGUAUGAGCA
Molecule: messenger RNA, 10560 nt
Organism: Hipposideros armiger (great roundleaf bat)
Lineage: Eukaryota; Metazoa; Chordata; Mammalia; Chiroptera; Hipposideridae
Gene: SRCAP
Product: Snf2 related CREBBP activator protein
Exons: 34
Coding region: 552-10172 (3206 amino acids)
Biological process (GO): chromatin remodeling
Cellular component (GO): Swr1 complex
Molecular function (GO): DNA binding; ATP hydrolysis activity; ATP binding
Source: RefSeq, a predicted model, not a curated record